AUGCCGCCGAAGAUUACUUUGAUAAUUAUCAUAUUAUUGCUUUUGAUACGAUUAUUAAUUGAAGUAAAUUGCCAAAAGGCUUUUAAGCCACCACAACGAUACCUUCAUACUGCUACAUUUAUCGAUAACAAGUUAUACGUAUUGGGUGGUCGAAAUGAUGAUGGUGAUGAACUUGUUGGAAAGCAAUUCUUUUAUCUUGAUGUAACUGCUUCGUUUAAUGCAAAAGCAUUAUUAUGGAUUGACAUGACUGGUAAUAAUAUCAUUCCAUCUCAUAAUAGUGCCACAUCUGUUAAAGGCGGUAUAAACAAUAAUACUUUGAUUUUAUUUGGAGGAAUUCCUUACAAUAAUAAGCAAUCAAUGGAUUUGGUAUAUAGAUAUGAUACACAAAUUAACUUAUGGCUCUCUCCAAACAUUACUGGAAAAGAUAUAAUCGGCACAAGUGGGUUGACAGGCAUUUUCAAUAAUGGAAAGAUAUAUUUGUUCGGUGGAAAGGCAAGUGAUGAAGUUGUUAAUGAUAUGCCUAUUUUUGAUACAAUAAGUUUGAUCUGGGGAAAAGCAAGUUUAAUUAAUGCACCGACUUCAAGAUUUGAUUAUGGUGCAACUCUUCUACCGGAUCAACGCAUUAUUUAUUUAGGUGGAUAUAAUAACGGACCUUUACCGUUAAAUGAGGUUUAUUUAUAUGAUACAAUUAAUAAUGCUUGGGCCACGAUGACAACUUCUGGAACAAUUCCUUCUGAUAGAUUUGGCUUUUCUGUCGUUCUUGGAUUGGAUGGACGACGAAUAAUAAUUUAUGGAGGAUAUAAACUUGGGUCACUUGAUCCCCUUUAUGUAUUAGAUUUAACAAAUUUCAAAUGUAAUAAUGAUGAAUAUAAAUGGAUCGACGUACUUCCAUUAUCACCUUCAUUAUCACCUACAUUAACAUCGAAGGCACAACAGUCUAAGAUGCCAAUUAUAAUUGGUGCAGUUGUAGGUGGUGGGUUGGUAUUUUCAUUAUUGGGUGGAAUUUUUGUAUAUAAAUGGAAUAAAAAGAAAAAAGAAGAUAUAAAAGUGAUACCAACUCCUGGAGAUGAAGAAAGUAAUAUUAAAGAACAAGGCCAUGAAAUAAUCUCAACAACUCAAAAAAUGCAUAAUCAUGGACAAGAAUCUAUUUCGCAAAUACCUGAAAAUGAAAAUGAAAAUUUAACAAAUAAAAAGAAUAUUGACCUGGAGAAUUUUAAAAACGAAAUGCUUCAAACGGUUAAAAAAGAGUCAAAAUUUAAACGCGAGAAACGGGCACAUCAUAGUGAACAAACUUCUAACACAAACUAUAAGAGUUAG
Molecule: messenger RNA, 1317 nt
Organism: Funneliformis caledonium
Lineage: Eukaryota; Fungi; Glomeromycota; Glomeromycetes; Glomerales; Glomeraceae
Source: the annotation of a GenBank genome assembly